UAAUCAAAUUAAUCAUGAAUAAUGUUUUUCUUUCUUUUCUUGAUAAUUAACUGAUUGAAAUUUGAAUUAAAACUAAAUUUUGUUUUUGUUAUCAUUCCAAUACAUUCGCAGUUUUUUUUCUAGAAUAGUAUUCUUUAUAGGAAAUGAUAGCGAUUUUUCGCUUCCUUUUUCGAUAACAUGUUUCUGAUGAAGGAAGAAAAGUUAUAUCGACACAUUAUUCGAUUUACAGCAUUGGUAAUAGUUUUCAAUUAUAUUUCAGAAAUUAUUCUACACUUUUAGGAAGUAAAAAUGUAAAAAAUUGAUCAAGUGCUCGAAGCAUAUUACUAAUAAUAAUCAUAACAUGCUAAUAUAUAUUACGUUUUUUUAAUAUGAAAGUAAGAUUUAAUGCAAUGGUAAAUUAUUCAAAUAUACACUGUGUAUUUAUGUAUAUAUUUAAUCACUCAUAAAAGCAAAACACGAUUCAUUCAAACCGUUAUUUUUUAUACAAAUCAUUUUUAAACUAUGAGAUUUACAAACUCAAUUAUUGUUCUAAGUAAGUUUUUGAAUUAUCAAGAUUAUAAUUGCGUUUUAUCGUAUCUUGAGAAGUACUGAUGUGUCACACAAAAUUCAUAAACUUUUUCUCGAAAUUUUCUAACAUCGUUGAUAGCCAUAUGAUAUUGCUGAAUAAGAGAUUACGAAUGAGACAUAAUAUCAGUUUUAAUUCUUAUCGAUAUUUCUUUUCUUUAUUAAGGUAUAAUUUUCUACCUCAGCUUUUGGUGCUUGUAUGUUUCUGCACAAGGUCAAAACAUAUGUCUUGGUUCAUCUAUACCAGAAGGAUAUGUCAUUACAAGAUUAAAUCCUCAUGGCUGUGGUAUAAACAAUGUGCAACAGUACAUUGAACCAGUUAGAAAUGGAGUGGAAAUUUGUCUUGGAUCUCCUCUUCCAACUGGAUAUGUCAUUACACGAUUAAACAGAAAUGGUUGUGGAGGUGUGGGUCAGUAUAUUGAGUUAGUACGUGAUGGAAUGCAAAUUUGUCUGGGUUCUCCAUUACCAGAUGGAUAUGUGAUAACUCGAUUAAAUCCAAAUGGAUGUGGUGGUGUUGGAAGAUAUAUCGAGAAGGCACGAAGUGGAAUGCAGAUCUGCCUUGGCUCUCCUAUACCACAAGGAUAUGUCGUUACUCGUGUUAUUCCAAAUGGUUGUGGUGGUACUGGACAAUAUAUUGAGCUUCUUAUCGGUGGCCGAUAA
Adineta steineri is the source of this 1224-nucleotide messenger RNA. The record is from the annotation of a GenBank genome assembly. NCBI's taxonomy places the organism in Eukaryota, Metazoa, Rotifera, Eurotatoria, Adinetida, Adinetidae.